This is a messenger RNA of Cuscuta campestris, 1809 nucleotides long. Lineage: Eukaryota; Viridiplantae; Streptophyta; Magnoliopsida; Solanales; Convolvulaceae. The record is from the annotation of a GenBank genome assembly.
UUUUAGCCGAACCGUAUAUACGCGUUUCUUUCCGAAAACCCAACCCAAUUCACAACCUACAGCUGCUCAAACCCUUUUCUUAUUUCCCGUCUUCCCGAUCCAAAUUCCAUUCCAUAUCUCUAUCGAGGAUCGACCAUUUGCUGGAAUUGCCGCUGAAUCGCUGUCCAGUGUCCACACCGAGAAGACGCCGGCGAUUUCCCAGUUCCUCUUCGGUUGAUACCAGCAGCGACCGGCCUUUGGUUGUUACUCUUCCUCUUCUGUCUGAUCACUUAGCCGGCGAUUCCCUCUCCCUCUUCCUCUUCGGUCUGAUCACAGCAACAUACCUGAGUCAUGGUUAGAAAGAAGGAUCCACUUUGGGUACAUGCUACUGACAUGAAUGGUAAAUUUGAAUGCAAGUGUGCAACACAUGGGAUUCAAUUGCUUUUUAAAGAUAUAUAUGACCAAGUUCCCUGGGUUCAAAGUGUUGUUGAUAAUGCUAAAUCUAUUCAGGCAUAUAUGUAUCGCCAUACUAUUAUUACUGCUUUGAUGAGAAAAGUUACAAAUGGACGCGAAUUGAAAAAGCCAUGUGCGACUAGAUUCGCUUCUAAUUUUCUUGUGGUGCAGUCUUCGCUUGGUCUUGAGAAUGAAUUACGUUUGUUUGUGGCAUCUCCAGAAUGGAGAGAUUUGUCCUAUUCUAAGUCACGAGAGGCUAUUAGUGUGACUGAACUCAUCCAAAGUGAUGCCUUUUGGUCUGAAGCAAAAGAAUUGAUACAAGCUUUAGAACCACUAGUUCGUGUUCUUCGCUUAGUUGAUGGUGAAGGUUCUACUUCUGGAUAUUUAUACCAAUCAAUGGAGUUGGCCAAGGAUGAGCUCAAGAAAAGGGUUGAAAAAAGUAGUGACAAAUAUGAGAAAAUGUUGUCAUUAUUUGAUACGAGAAGGAAAGAUAAUAUCAUUGAUCCUAUUCAUGCAUUUAUCGCUACUCUCGACCCAUUAUUCCUUAGUAACACAAACUUUAAGCAAACUGUGGAGAUGAAAAAAGGUAUGUUUUCUUUGCUUGAAAAAGUUAUACAGCCUGUUGACAGGAAGGAGUUUAUAAAGCAAUAUCGAGAUUAUACUAUGAAGCCUUCCUCUCUAUUCAAUGAUGCCACAUACAACAUGAUGACGGCAUAUCAUCCUCGUAUUUGGUGGGAAUUUUGUGGUGACUCUCAACCAGUACUUCAAAAAUAUGCCAUUCGUCUUUUGAGUCAGCCUUGUAGUUCAUCUGCAUGUGAGCGUAACUGGAGUGCCUUUGAAGCUACUCAAACAAAGAAAAGGAAUCGACUCACCCCAGGCAUGCUAGGUCUUCUUGUGUACUGUAGGAUGAACACACUCAUGAUGCAAAAUGCUGAGGAAAAGAUGAUUAAAGAUUCCAAUCCAAUUGAUUUGAGCAAGUUGAGAGAAUGGCCUGAUUAUGGAGAGGUAGAGUCAUACUCUCAUAUUCUUAAUGGUAAUGAAAACAAUGAGGCUUGUGAGAAUUCAAUGGAAGAUCCUAACAUUGACAAUGGUAUGGAUGAUGCUGGACUUCUAGAAUUUUGUGAGACUUAUGUCAAUGAUGAUGAUGAUGAUGUUUUUGCUGAUUUUGGUAUUUUAGAAUAAUUUUGUAGUUGCUCUAGAUUUUCUAUCCUACUUUUCAUUUUGAACAUUUGUUGGAUUAAGACUUUAUUUUUUAUUGACAUAAAGAUUGUAUGCUCGCACUUUACUGUUUUGGAUUAUAAAGUUAAAUUUCGUACUAACAACUAAAAAAUAAAACUUUAUUAUUAAUUUUUUUGUGAAUAAAUAUGUGCAUAGUAU